AUGUCCAGUCCAGAAGUUCAUCAACUUUUCCAUCAUCCUAUCGCGGAUCACUCCUUCUCUGCCGAUAGACAGACUUUGGCCGUAGCACGCGACACCAGUGUUGAGCUUUAUGGACGAGCUGGUAAUGAAUUCAAGCUUAAAGACGAAUUGAAAGGCCACGACAAGACUGUUACCAGUGUCGAUAUCGCCCCCAGUAGUGGCAGAAUUGUAACAUGCUCUCAAGAUCGAAACGCUUUGGUUUGGGAACCAUCUCCCACGGGUUAUAAACCUACUCUCGUUCUUCUUCGAAUCAAUCGCGCGGCCACAUUCGUCCGAUGGUCGCCUUCCGAAACGAAAUUCGCCGUGGGAUCUGGUGCAAGGGUGAUUGCUAUCUGUUACUUUGAGGAGGAAAACGACUGGUGGGUCUCGAAACAUAUCAAGAAGCCUAUUCGUAGCACUAUUACAACUGUUGCAUGGCAUCCAAACUCUGUACUGUUGGCUGCGGGCUCCACCGAUGCUCAUGCGAGAGUAUUCUCAAGCUUUAUCAAAGGAGUGGAUGCUAGGCCGGAACCUGGUGUCUGGGGAGAACGUCUACCUUUCGGCACUGUCUGUGGAGAGUACCUAAACAACUCUGCUGGCUGGAUUCAUGCAGUCUCGUUUUCGCCAAGUGGAGAUGCUUUAGCCUUUGCUGCGCAUGACAGCAGUAUCACGGUCGUAUAUCCUAAUGGCGCAGAUCAGCCUCCAAAGGCUGUUGUCAGUGUUAGCACGCAGCUUCUUCCUUUCAUGAGUUUGAUCUGGAACGGUGAAGCUGAGAUUAUCGCGGCAGGCUAUGAUUGUGAGGCAUUCCGAUUUGGCGGAAACGAGAGAGGCUGGCAGCUCACCGGCUCCUUGGAGUCAAAAGGUGGCCCAGUCAAAGACGUUGGAGAAGAGAGUGCUUUCAAUAUGUUUAAGCAAAUGGACUUAAAAGGAAAGGCUAAGGAUGAUACACAGUUGACAACUGUGCAUCAAAAUACCAUCAGUACUAUCCGUGUCUAUGAAGGUUCGGAUAGUGGUGUCAGCAAAUUUACUACGAGCGGUGUUGAUGGAAGAAUUGUCAUCUGGAAAGUAUAG
Sclerotinia borealis F-4128 is the source of this 1089-nucleotide messenger RNA. Lineage: Eukaryota; Fungi; Ascomycota; Leotiomycetes; Helotiales; Sclerotiniaceae. The record is from the annotation of a GenBank genome assembly.